UCAUGGAAAGUCGUCUCUGAUGCUGCCCUGUGGUAUCAGUCAUCAGUGGCACUCCCAAAGGAGCAACAAGAAACGGGACUCUGCAUUUAAAACUGUUCCACGCUUGUCAGGGACCCGGUUUAGGUGGAUUUGAAAGGGAACCAACAGUCUCUUUUUUUUUCUCUCUCUCUUGUUUCAUCCUCUGCAAUCAGAGGGAGUGACCUUAACCGGACACCAGGCGAUGUUAUGACUUCUGUCCUGCACUUUCUUUUAACCGUGUGCGCACUGGAGCUGAGAGCAGAGAGUAACCACAAACUUGCAACCUUUUUAAAAUGAUGUUCAUCUUUUCCUGCAGGUCACUGUUUCCAGUUGUGGCGGUUCUUACAGCUAUUAAAGCUGCGGGGAGCCAGAAAGUUGAAGAUGCUGGAAUAACUACUCCUUCACCUACUUAUCCGUCCAUCAAAUUUCAAAUCUUCAAUGCAGACCAUGUGUUUCUUGGACAGGGUAGUCCAGGGACAUCCAGUAAUUCAAGCCUCAAAGUUCAGGCCAAGACUUUUCUCGUCACCAAUCCCGGAGCUCUGACGCUGCAGCCAGCCAUCAAGGCUUCUUUUGGCCCCCUAGCUGUAGAUGCUACUAUUCCCCCAGACCUGCUCCUCAAUGGACAGAAAAUUCUUGCAGUGAUUUUGGUCCGUCAGGUUCGAUCCUCAUUCCCGUUUGUCAAGAUUCUUUUCCACAUGCCCACCGAAAGCAACAUAACUUUAAGGAAAGAAACAGCGGACUCCAACACAGAUGAUGACGCUAAGGCCAAGGAUGAAGCUCACUGUGUGACGGCUUAUGCCUUCUGGGAGACGAAGGAAGUCCGAGGAGCUUGCCUGGUUUAUCCGGGUGGAUUCUGUGUGGCCCAGCUCAAGCCAGAGCCAUCGUGGUUCAGCUCGGGCAGCAGAUCUGGAAGCUCGAGCAGGGAAACAGAAAAAAACGAAGGACUCAAGGGGCCGCGGGGAAAUCUUGUGGAGGUCUACUUCCAGAGCAGAAGGGACCAGUCUGGUCAAUGUGCUCCACAAGACAGUCUGCAACGAGUGGGAGUGGGGAGAGGGCGAGACUCUGGAGGAACGGGGACACCUCUGCGGAGGAUUGGAAGCGUCACUCUUAUCAAAACUCAAACAGGCAACCCUACUUUCCUUCGGCUUAGGCUGGGAGGCGCUGUGAUGAUCCAAACUUCUUCCAAGCCCUUAAAGAGCAAGGACGUGGGAACAUUUUACAUCUUCCUGGCUAGUGCGUCUACAUUGGGAAAUUUCACUUUGAGGGCUGCUGUGAAAUCAGGCUUGUCCUUCAGUGCGGCGCGGCCCAGUGACCCCUUACUGUGGGACAUCGUUGUUGAGCCUGGGAGAGGAGCAACCCCCAACACUGUUGUUGUCGUCUGCCGCAGGAAGGCUCCCGUCACCGCAAAAAGGGGUCUUCUGGAGAUUUUGCAGCUAGACUUUGUGCCAAAAGAUGUCUCCGAGCAGAUUGAGAGUCAGGCCAUCUCUUGGCGUCUGGAGCUGCCAGGGAAUGUCAGAGAUGUUGGCUUAAUGCGGAUCUACACCGCCCCGAGAGACUUCAUCGGACUGGCACCUCUGGUGAUGACUACAGAUAUUCUGAAUACUGCCAUGCUGACAGGUAAAAUGGUGUCAGUUCCUGUGAAAACCCUUGCUGUCGACACCAACGGCACCGUUACAGAUGUGACAAACUACACCAACUGCAGAUCAACAGAGGUGGAUGUGCUCAAGGUGUCAGAGCGCUGCAACUAUGUUUUCGUAAAUGGGAAAGAGACGAAAGGCAAAAGCAGCGUGAUGCUCAAUUUCACAUACGGUUUCCUGAGCGCGCAGCUGGAGAUGAGUGUCUGGAUACCCCGCUUGCCCAUGCUCAUCGACAUUGCUGACCCUGAGCUUAGUCAGAUUAAAGGCUGGAGGGUCCCCGUCACAACUGGCAAUAGGAGAUCCACAUGGGACAGUGAAGAAGAUGAGGACAUGCGGAAAGGCAGGGGAUGUAUGUUACAGUACCAGCUCUCUGCAGUGAGGGUGCUCACACCUUUUGUCGCCCAGCCUGAUUCUGGAGUUCUGCCCGGCCCAUUUACUGGAGAAGAGCCUGUUGAAUACUUUCUAGGCUCUGACUGGCAGGUGGAUGUGACCAACCUCGUGCGGUAUUCUCUAAAAGUAGCUGAUCCUGAUGUCGCCAGGGUGCAAGACGGCCUGGCACUGCAAGGACGAGCUGUGGGGACCACUAUUGUGCAGGUGCUGUCCCCGCUGACGUCGUCGGUCCUGGCUGAGAGGACCAUCAGGGUGGUGGAUGAUAAAGUGACCGUGACAGAACUCGGGGUGCAGUUGGUCUCUGGGCUCUCUCUGUCUCUUCAGCUCAGCCCCGGGAGCAACCGGGCCAUUGUCGCCACCGCCACCACGAGGGAGACAAUCACAGAGCUCAAGCAGGAAGCAGUGGUCAGCUGCUGGGUUCAGUUCAGUGACGGGGCGGUUGCUCCACUGGAGCUUUUUGACCGCGGUGUCUACUCUCUCACAGUCUCCACCAACGACGAGAGGGUGGCCACCGUGCGGCGUACACCCCUGUCCACAUUCGUGGUGGCACAAGGUGAAGGCGAAGGCCGUGGGAGGCAAGUGAGGGUGGAGCUGAGGAUCUGCGAGGAAUGCCAGAAGUCCAAGAGGAAGAGCAAGUUGGCGGUGGGCGCGGCGAUCCUCAAGACCAACUUCCAGAGCGGCAGAGGAGGAGCAAAUAAAAAUGUGGAAGCAGCAGGUGAAGUUAAAACAGCAGUGACGUCGCAAAAAAUUGCCACAGUGAUGAAUAAAAGACCAGUCAUUAGCACAGUGACCACCCAACGGUCUAAUGGGGCAGAAAGCAGCAUGACAACAAUGCUACCAAACAGAUAUGUGCAAACACCUGUCGUGUGGGUUGGAAGAACCAAACCUACAGUAGGUACUGCUUCUACUGUCAUUAGCAUGGCCACUCCAACAACAAGGAAGAAAUUAUGGUCUGAUACACAGCUGAACACCGUCAAACCAACGGGGAGUUUGGUCAGUAAAGGAGAUGGGAAGAAGAAGCGUUACGGGAAUAUGCUUGACAACUCUGUCGCUAAUUCCAAUUCAUCUUCUAGCAAUGAAUUUCCUGCAGAUGAUAAACCUGAGAAAGAGUCCCCUAAAGCUAAAACACCUAAAGUGAUUGAGAGCGACCUCAUCAGGACUUUCAAAGCCCUGUCCGACUUGGAAAUUGGCAUGUAUUCCUUGAUAGGGGUCUCCUGUAUCGCCAUCAUGGCAUUUCUGCUUAACUGUGCUUCGCAUAAACUGUGUUUUCGCAAACAGAAGACUCCCGUACAGAAAGGCCCAGCUCCCACUGCGGACCCAAAGGAUCACAAGCAUGACUGGGUGUGGAUGGGGGGCAACAAUCACAGCACCCCUCCACCGGGUGCUCCAGCUGCUCCGGCUCAGGCUUCAACGCUGAAACGGGAGCCUCACCGCCCUCUCGAGUCCCACCAUUCAAUAGAUUCAGCGGGUCCCAGUGGCCUGCAGGGGUCUUUGCCGACUGUGAGUGUCCCCGCCGUCACAGAGAGAACCGCUACACUGGGACGCUGCAGGAGCAGCUCCCAGCAACACCAGUUUCAAGCAAAGCCCAUUGACCCCAUGGCAAACCGAUCGGCCACUUUGCUGGCAAGGCCGCACCGCAGCGAGCCUCUACAUUCUCCCACCAGCAAGAGAAAUCAAGUCCAGUUCACCACCUUCACAACGCUGGACAUCAAGCACUUGGCUGCGCUGAAGAAGAAUGGUGUGGACUUAAACUGGGCUAACCAGAAAGCCCAGCAGCCCCCCGCUCAGCCCCAGACACCUUUACCCGACAUGCCGUGGCCUGUUGUCACACCAUUAGGAGAGCCCCAGUGAGUGCACUGAGGUGGCCAUAUAUGUUUGCAUACGUAGUCAGGAGGAAUAUAGUGCCUUUUAAAUAUAUUCAUACCUCUUGAUCUUUCCCCAUUUGGUCACGUUGCAACCAUAUUCUCACAUGUAUUUAUUUAUUUUGUCAAUUUUGUGUAAAAGAAAUCCACAGGAAUUAUCCGACGUGUGAUUAAGGGAAAGGAACCAUGUUUUUUUUUUUUUAAAAACACAUUUCAUUUACAAAUAGAAUCCAGAAAAGUGUGAUGUGAAAUUGUGUUGAGUUUCUGUGAGUCAAUGCUAUGUUGAACCAUCUAUAACUGUAACUACAGCUGCAAGUCCUUUUAGGUUGAUCUCUACCAGCUUUGCACAUCUUGAAGCUCAACUUCUGUGUCCAUUCUGUGCUGAUACUUCUUUGCAAACUAUUUCAUGCUCAGACUGGAUGGAAAGCAACUGUGAACAUGAAUUUUGAAAUAUUUCUUAAUUAGAUUUAAAGCGUGACUUUCAUUGGGCUAUCUUAGCACAUGAAUAAGCCUUGAUCUGAAUAAUUCUAUUUUGGCUCUGGCUGUAUAUUUCAGCUUUUAAAUCUGCAGUCUCAAGUCAUUUGUGAACGUGUCACAGUUGCAGAUUUGUUUAUUUGUAAGCCAUUUUCAAGACCAUGUGUCAUUUCCCUUACCCUUCCCAAUUAUUCACUACAUACUCUUGGUCUUUCACAUGAAAUCCCCAACAAAACACAAUAAUGUUAGUUAUUGAAACAAAAACAAAAAAGUGUCCAAGUGGUAUGAAUAUUUUUCAAGGAGCUGUAUUUCUAAACGAGAUGGCCAUUCUGAAAAUGAACAUUUCAAACAUAAUAAUGGUCAGUAACCUUAAUGUAUUUAUACAAAUAAAUUAUAUAAAGGAUAUGUUUAAAAUAUUUAUUCUCGAAUCAGAUUUGCAAAUAAAAGACUUGGAAAUUAGUUUCUAUUAAAAAGAAAAUCGGUCAGGUAAAUAUAGACAUGUAUUCUAUUUUAAAUAUUUAUACAUUUCUUUGUAAAAAAAGAAAAAAAAGAAAAAUAUAACUGAUCCCUAUUUACUUUUGUACAAUGCUCUAGUUUCUGUAGGAACAGUCCUGACUUUGUUAGUCAUCAGACUGGAUGCAGUAUAAGAUUAUUCUCUUCCUGUAAAUAAUAUUUUUAUGCUAACUAAACCUGUCAGAAAUUAUACAAGGAUUAUUAUUUUCCUCCAAAAAAAAAAAAACUAUCGACAGUCUUCUCCAAAAACCAGCGUAUACCUUGUUGAUGUCUGAGCAGAGUGUGAGAUGGGCAUUGUUUCUCAGCAUUUUGUACAAAAAGGUUGUUAAACCUGCAGGUCUGUCCUGAGGACGUGCUGGUACUACGUGUAAGGACAAAAAUAAAUAAAUAAGGGAAAUAAACUGUCAAACAGUGCAAUACAUAUUCAUUUGAAAGAUUUUCAUAUGUAAAUACAAUAAAUGUGAUGCCUUUUUUAAGUAAUGUUCUCCUGUUUUUAAACAUAAAAUGUGACGUGAAUUUCCUGCUAAAGUCCUGAUAAUAAAACAUUACAUUCAUUUU
Fundulus heteroclitus (mummichog) is the source of this 5452-nucleotide messenger RNA. RefSeq names its product transmembrane protein 132D. The record is from RefSeq and is a predicted model, not a curated record. The transcript has 10 exons. Bases 312 to 3896 code for a protein of 1194 amino acids. NCBI's taxonomy places the organism in Eukaryota, Metazoa, Chordata, Actinopteri, Cyprinodontiformes, Fundulidae.